AUGUUUGACCCCAUGGAUUAUCGGGACUUUAGAGCCGGUCUCCAGUUAUGCCAAGCCCCGCUUAACUCGCGGGUGCCUUCUCUUCUAUCUUUUUCGCCAAUUAAUGCUGACAUUAUUGUUGGCGUUUCAACUCGUCAACUAUAUGUGUGGAAACUGGAACGCUGUGAUAAACUGAGCUAUGUGAAAUGCGCGCGCACUCGUUUGCCACACGAAGAUGCACCCCUUGGCCUCUAUGUGGAACCUGAAUCCCACUUGAAUCCGGACUUAAUUGGUCCAGAUGAGACACCCGCUGUGCACAAAAUCCCACCAGACACGGUCGCAGGUAAAAAUCAGAGUUUAUGUGGUCGUCGAGCCCUACUACAGGUUGACCCAGACACAAUUGCCAUGGGUGUGGCCUACAACCCAACUUUGCCUGCUUCCGGACUGGCCGAGUACGCAGACACGAUCAACAACGACCCCCCGAGGAGUGGUUUCUCAGAAUUUGAUUUGGAAUCGAUGGUUUACACAACGGAUGGUCUCGUGACUGGUGGCAGAGGUGGCGAACUUCACUUGCUUAAUCUUCAACCCGACCAAGAAACUGAUUCUAGUACAGUCGUGGGUCUUGUAGCGCCAAACCGACAGACUGCGACUUUACUGCCGCCUGGGUCCUCCUUUGUGACGCUAUUGGGUCACUUAAUGCAUGCACAUUUGGAUACACUCGAUGAAUAUAUGGAUGUCAUUGACCCCUUCCCCAUCACCCACAUUGCCAUGUCCCCGACCUUCAAUAAAAUGCUGGUCGUUCGAGACAAUGGUGGAUUGUACAUCUACAAAAUGCUAAGGAUGGACGGAGUUCUUCAGCAGGUCGCCCUCCAAAAAAGUGUCAUGGGCUGUCAUAAUCCCUUCGUGGGAGUCGGUAUAGUCAAUGUCAAAAACGAAGUUUUUUGCGUGAGUGCCGAUACUGAGGGAAAUAUCUGCUUAUGGAAUAUUGAAAGUGGCGUGAAAGUUGGUGAAAUUGUGUUCGAAGUUCGCGCGCUUUGCAUGCGUGCACUUCCCGGAAUUCCGGUAGUCCUAGUCGGGCUUAACAGUGGGCAUGUGCAGUUCGUUGACUUUUCUACCCCGGAUUCACCCCGACUUCUCCGCUCCAUCAGAUUCUACAAAAAACCGGUUCGAGGUAUCUUCACGGAUCAGCACGGAGAUAUUAUUGUGAUCACUGCCAAAGAUGAAAAAAUUUUCCUUGUAUCCGGUGACCCAGGUCGGAAUUUCGAACCUCUAGGUUUCCUAGACCCAGAAGCUCAUCGUCUUGCCAAGUCGCAUGAGCUCAGGGGUGAUCGACUCCGCCUCAUUACGCUGACGGUCAUGCUGCCCCUGUCGGGUGCCUUCCUGAAUGUCAUUGAACCACAAGAAAAAGGAAAAGCAGCGACAAAGGACGAAGACACGCUGUCUCUUGGUGGCUUAGGUCUGCCGGUUCCUAGCGAAGAGACGGAAGGCAAUGAGGAGCCCUCCGAUAAAGAUUCGACAGCCUCAGCGCCGUUGGUCGUCACCCUAUACUCUCUGGACCAAGUGUCGCACGAAAUAGCUGUUAUCAACUUAACUCAGCUUGUAGCAGAACAUGGAGUCAACGAACUUCAGAGCCUGCACAUGCAUCAGUGCAGUGGAGCCGGUGUUAUCGAGGCAGCCAUCACACCGGAUAUGGAGAUGCUGGUCUCUGGCGGAUCAGACGGUCUACUCUGUGCAAUCCCAUUGGCGAACAACCUCCCCAAGGUACCUAGCGAUGUUGUAGAAGCUCUGGCAUUAAAUAGCAAGGGCAAGUUAAAGGCACUUCAAGAUUUCCAAGCAUACGUUCCCGUAGACCAGUCUGCCAACGCCUACACUGGUUCUAGAGACGACCGCGAGGACACCCAACUGAACUUCAACCAGAACGCAGGUGAAGACAGUGCCAGCAAGAGCCGGUCGAAAAAUACGCCUGCUGGAAAGACGCGUGGUGGAAGUAGGCAACAACCGAAAAAGUCCAUAAUAUCUUUCGAGGCCUUCAUUCCGAAGGACCUUGAGGAAACCAACGAAGAAAGCGAAGCACAAGACCCUACCUGGCUCGAGGAAGAGAUGUUCAAACAACAGAGGGAGGACGUAAAGACACUCACUUCAACAAAGGAGCAGAUCAUUGAGGAUAUGGCCCACAUGAACGACAACCUGACUGAUCUUCAAAGGGUGGAGACAACAGAGUUUGAGCUGGACACCGAAGAGCAUAAUGCUAUUUUAGAUGAAACCAACUUAAUAUUAAAAAACAAACGUAAGGAAAUCAUGUGCAAUGACCUGAUAAAACGAUUCACGCACGAUGUUAUCAAGAAGCAAUGUUGGGACAGUCACCAAGUCAAGGGUCGGAGUCUUCUGGCCUACGACUUUCCGAUUCGAGUCGACAACUACCCCUUAUAUGAGAUGAGACCGGAACAAACAAAACUGCUGAAGCAAGCUCAGAUCCGGCGUCGCGUGGAAAUCAACUUAUCUUCAUUCCGUCAGAAAAUUGCUGAAGCACAAUCAUUAGUGCGGAAGGAGUCCACCAGAGAUAGUGAAGCCUCAUCAGAAGAUGCAGAUGAGGAGGAACAAGCUCCAGAAGAAAAGAAUUUGGUUCAAGCUGGGGGCACAGCCGAAAAAUUUGGAGUUCGGACUGAUCUCCUUUAUGGACAGCUUGAGAUUUUCACCACAGAUCAGAAACUAACUCAGAUCAUACUCAUAAAGGUGAGGAUUUCGGUUGUUGGAAUGUCCGGAUUGAUACAGAACUAA
Messenger RNA from Dibothriocephalus latus, 2757 nucleotides. Lineage: Eukaryota; Metazoa; Platyhelminthes; Cestoda; Diphyllobothriidea; Diphyllobothriidae. The record is from the annotation of a GenBank genome assembly.